Phyllopteryx taeniolatus (common seadragon) is the source of this 4302-nucleotide messenger RNA. Its product is annotated as MAP7 domain-containing protein 2-like. NCBI's taxonomy places the organism in Eukaryota, Metazoa, Chordata, Actinopteri, Syngnathiformes, Syngnathidae. The coding region runs from base 281 to 2314 and encodes 677 amino acids. The transcript is spliced from 16 exons. Gene Ontology annotation, cellular component: microtubule cytoskeleton. Gene Ontology annotation, biological process: microtubule cytoskeleton organization. The record is from RefSeq and is a predicted model, not a curated record.
UGUUCAGUUGGCACCAGAGCACUUUGGACAUUUUGUAUGUUUUUUACGAUUAUGGUCAAAUGUUAAGUCUUCUGUUGGUUGCUAGGUAACGAAUUGAUUUUCGUCAAAUGAAUUCGCCAAUGAGGCAGCGGUGACCUGUAUCAAAUGCCAACCUAAUAACAACCCUCCCACAUUGUUGCAUGGUAGUGAAAGUGUGGCACAUUAACUUUAACAAAAGGUGUUGCACUCGUUGUUUUUACAUUAGCCAGUAAUGCUAGGCUAAAUUAGAGCUAGCUGAUGAAUGGAGGGAAACAGACCGGAAGUCCUCCCCCUCCUUCAUCCAUCCCUCUCCACGCUUCUCUCUUUCCCAGCAUCCCUCUCUCCUCCUCCUCCUCCUCACUCUUCUUCCAUCGUCCAGAGUCAUCCGAGUGCUUCCCAAGUGUUCUUGGACUGGGAUCCGGUCCGGCUCGUCGUCAUCAUGACCCAGGUGGUUCCGACUCAUCCUGCUGCUUUGACAGCUCCGGCUCCGCCUCCUGCUACCCCUCCGACCAAUAGGAAGGCGUCUCCUUGUCGCUCAGCCUCCAGUCUCAGGAGCCCCACAGAACUGUCCGAGGCACUGCGGGACAAAGAUUGUCGCGCUAGGCAGCAGCUGGAGCGCAGCGGCAAGGAGCGAGAGCGCAAGAUGGCGGCGCAGAGGCGGAAGGAGCACCAGCGCCGCCUGGCGGCCGAGGAGAAGAGACAGCAAAAGCAUGAGGCCGAGAAGGAGAGGCUGGAGGCCCUGGUGCGCCGGAGAGCCGGAGGAGGAGGAGGAGGAGAGGCCCGGGACCACCAGGACAACCGGCCUAAGCGAUGGACGUGGGGCGGGCCCCCUGAUGGAGUGGAGGGUAACACUAAGACCCCGCCCUGCCACCCCAUUGGCUCCGCUCUGGCCAAUCGGCUGCCCGCUGCUUCCAGCACCCACCAAUCCCGUAACGUCUGCGAAUUCCUGACCCCGCCCGACCCGUCAGAUCAACCAAUGAGCAAGCAGCUGUCCAACUCGUCCUCCGACCUUCACCCGACAGAGACGGCUUCUUCCAACAAGCACAGACCUCACAGAAGUUCGUCCAACCGCAGGAGCAUUGCCGCGUUCCCCGAGGACACGGCACGAGCCAAAACGCCCACGGGAGAGGUUCCUUCUGCACCUGUUCGUAGUUCAUCCUUCAGAGCCAACGGUAAAGGUCCUGCUACACCCAAAAGGAUGCGGUCCAGCAGGAGUCGGGCUGCGUCGCCGUGUUCGCCGGGUCAGUACCCGCCGUCGCCUCUCCGGCAGAGGGCCACCACUCCCGGUGGCGACGACAGGGGUCACCACGGCGCCCCGGACAGGAAGUCCGCCAAAUCCGAAACCUCGGAGAAGAAGAUGUCCAAAUCUACCAGCAGAGAAUUGUGUGCAGAGUCUCCGGGAACGCCCACGGGCCGCGGCGCGGGCGGCACCUUGGACGCGGAGGAGGCGUCGCGACUGCUGGCCGAGCGGCGCCGCCUGGCCAGGCUACAGAAGGAGCAGGAGGAGCGGCAGCGGCAGGAGGACGAGCUGCUGAGGGCCGAGGAGGAGCGCAGGGGUCAGCAGGAGGCCCGGGAGCUGCAGGAGAGAGCGGCGCGGCAGGCGGAUGAGGAGCGAGCCCGGCGCGAGGAGGAGAGGAAGAGCAGAGAGGAGGAGGAACGCCGGCAGAAGGAGCAGCGAUGGAAGAACAUGCAGGAGCAGCUGGACAAAGAGAGGGAGGAGGCCUUCCAGCGAGCCCAGCGCGAAGCCGAGAGGAAGAGGAGGGAGCGGGAGCAGCUUCACAUCCAGGAGGAGCAGGAGAGGUUGCAGAGGAAGAAGAGAAUUGAAGAAAUCAUGAAAAGAACACGCAAGAGUGACGUGGACGCUCCGCUUGGUGCUGCAGCCUGCGACGUGAAGUCGGAGAUUGCGGCGCUCAACCUGGACGAGGACGCCGGGACCCCCGCCGGGACCCCCGUCGAGACCCCCGUCGUCCUGCUGGGAACGCUGGAGAACAAGAGCUGCUUGGACGAGCUGUCGGACGGCGUCCAGUCCAUGGAUGUCAGUUCUCCGUCUGUGUCCGCUAGCCCCGUGUCCAGGGACGAGCCGGCCAGCGCUCAGGACUUCUCCCCGGUCGCGGACCGCUGCCCCCUGGAGCACCUGAUGGACGUCGACCCGCAGGCGCCCCCCUACCCCAAGCUGCAGGCCGGCAGCGGGGUGGGCGACCUUAACGAGAACCUCCUGAUCCGAGCGUACAACGGCACCGCCACCGAGUCCUCUCCGCUCAUCCGCAGCGUCUGCCCCGGCGAGGUGGACGUGUGACGUGGUGGACGUGGACGCGCAGGAAACUUGCAUCCUCGGCUUCUCGACUGAGCGCAGCAUCAACGAUCGUCGUUUUUUUCCCACCAGGAAUCGCGACUGCUCAUCAUCCUGCAAGCUGAUCGACACCCUAAAACAUCCCAAAAUGAUCCCGCGUCAUCUCCAGAUAACUACUUCAUUAAUUCCAAACCUAACUGGUUGAUUUAGUGAUUGAAUGAUGACACAUUGCAAUAGGCCAAAUGUUUAUAAACAAUAGGCGCCAGGAUACUUCCGGGUGGCAGAACACGAGUGACUACCGCUGACCUGAACAGAAACCAUGACAAAAACUGUUUGGGAUAUACCCCACAAGGUUUAAGUUCUUUUCCAAUUUACUUUUAAGAAAAAGCUACGAUAUGAAUUUCUAUUUUUGAAUCAAUUUACCUGUUGAGGUGUAAAUUUUGGCCUCUGCUGGCUCUCCCCUACUCACGUAGCAUCUUCUUUUCAACCAACACUUCACACUUUCAAACUCUGGCAGUAAAGAAGAAGGCUAAAAAUCAUCAUUCAGGCCAUUUAAAAAUUCCCAGCGAUGCAUUGACUGUUUUCAGCAUUUCUCUGCCUUUGUCAAAUGACAAAGUAGGGCUCCACAAUUAAUCAAAUUUUAAUCGUGAGCACGAUUUUGGCUGCCACCAUUAAAUGAACCUGAUCUUCGGCGAUAUUUACAUUCAAAUGCAGACCUUGCUGCAGAUCUAAUCAAGCAUUUUCUCAAGCAGUAGACAGCCAACCACCAGGGGGCGCACGCAAACCAGAUACUUCCAUAUUUAUUCAGUUAGCCCUUGGUACUUUUUUUAAAUCAUUGGGUAAAUUCUCUACACUACUUAUAGCUAAAAUGAUAAUCCAUUCAUUUACAAGUUUCAUUUUGCAGGGAAAAUUGUGAACAUAUUGUUUGUUGAAUAAUAGUGCAGUCAAAAUACACUACCAUGAUGAAUAAUUGUGAUUAGUAAUCGUGAUCACAAUAUUGAUCAAAAAUAAUCGCGAUGAUCAUUUUGGAAAUAAUUGUGCAGCACUACAGGGAAGUGUUUGUUUACUAGUGGUGCCAUCGGAGAACGCUUCGCCUUUUGCCACCCGGCUGUUUUCCUGCGUUAGGAACCAAAUGAGAGGACUUCCAGAUGAUGUUUGGGAGCAACAGUUGCAACUAACAAAGAUGAUGAUGAGUAUGAAUCUGAUUACUGCAGAUCAAUCAAACAUGUUUCAGGUGACACUGAAAGAUCUCAGAAGAAGAGAGAGGAAAGGCUGGUUCCUGCCCAAGUCCAUGUGCGCCAUCUUCACUGCCACCCGCUUGCAUCGGCUCCCAGCUCGCGCUUUUGGGACCCGUGUAAAUAGUGUCGACGGGGCAGCAAACGGCGUGACUGGAGAUGUUAGCGGCCGCACUUGUAGCUUGGUUUCUCCAUGGUUUCUGCGCGUACUGUUGAUUUGUAGCCUGUAGCUUGGGCCCCAUCGGGACAUUUUGUGGACCGCAGAGUCCACGGCGAAGGGUGAGGGGCUAAGAAAUGUCACUCAGUUUUGACACCUACACAACUCACAAAAAAAAAAAAAAAUUAAGAAUCUGCUUUGAAAUUUCAGGACUUUGUUGUGAGUAGUGUAUGUGCAUAGUUGUAAGGCACUGACUAACUUCGCUAACUGCAGUGUGUAGUAUGCACUAUUAUUACUCUGUACUCCGCGCUCACUACUCCCCCCCACCCCGAAUAUACCUCACCGGUCACCUCUGUGGCCUUCCACCUCAACCGGUUCCAUCCGCCAGCACGUGCACCCCAAAGUGGAGACGCGGGAGGCGGUUGAGGAGCGACGACAAGCGAGCGUCUUCUUUCGCUUUCCACUCAUCGUGGCUGGGAGUCCGCCAUGAAGGCCACCCGUGUCUCCUCCGCCACUAGUAUGCUGCAGCCUGGUUCAAUAUAUCAUUGUAGAUGUGAUGCAUGGAUUACUGCUGAAUAGCAUAAAUAAACUUUAUCAAACCA